Molecule: messenger RNA, 2093 nt
Organism: Frieseomelitta varia
Lineage: Eukaryota; Metazoa; Arthropoda; Insecta; Hymenoptera; Apidae
Product: retinol dehydrogenase 12
Exons: 6
Coding region: 209-1252 (347 amino acids)
Source: RefSeq, a predicted model, not a curated record
GUGACUGCAAGUAGAAGAAGGAAUACUUCUGGUGCCCUUGCUUUGUCCCGUUAGACUUCUUAUCUCUGCAAUAUAUAUACCGCACGUAUUUUACUUAACUCAGUUCUUUACACGCAUUGGUACUUUAAUGUGACGAUUGAUCUGUGAUUUUGAAAAUUAUAAAACAAAUUGAAAUUUUUUUUAUAUUGCAAAAAGUACAUUUAGAAAAAUGCUGCUCAUCGGCAUGAUCUGCGCUAUAGUUGCAAGUGGCUUUAUGUAUCAUAAUUUACGAAGAAAUUGGCCCAUCUUUGUCCUAGAUAUGAAAUAUAAUUUAUUAGCUAUUAAAGAAGUCCUAAAUGAUUUAAGGAGUUCCAAGAAAAAUAAAAAUAAUUGUUUACCUCAACCAGGAAGAAUUGCAAUUGUAACAGGGGGCUCCAGGGGAAUUGGGGUUGAAGUAGUAAAAAUGCUUUUAGAACUUGACAUGGAAGUAAUAAUUGCUUGUAGGAUACCUUCUGCAGGUGAAAAAACUAUUCUUCAAAUUAGAGAAUCUGGUGUUAAAACUGGACAAGCAAAAGUAUAUACACUUGAUAAUACAUCUUUAGAAUCUGUAAAACAAUUUGCUACGAAAAUAAAAAGAGAUUAUAAACAAAUUCAUAUUUUAAUUAAUAAUGCUGGAAUCAUGUUUCAUCCUUAUUCUGAAACAGUAGAUGGUUUUGAAGAACAUUGGUCUGUAAAUUAUCUAUCACAUUUUUUAUUAACAGCACUAUUACUACCACUAUUAAAAGCUGGUGGACAGCCUAAUCAAGUUAGUAGAAUUGUUAAUGUAACUUCCUGUGCUCAUCUUUUGGGUAAAAUUAAUUUCCAUGAUGUUAAUAACAAAAACAAAUUUCUUUCUAAAUGCGCAUACGCACAGAGCAAAUUAGCACAAGAAAUAUUUACAAAAGGACUGCAUCAUCUUUUAAAAGAAAGGCAGCAUCAUGUUCAAGUUUAUUCUGUACAUCCUGGAGUAGUAUUUACAGAACUUUUUAUGAAUUCUUUUAUUUGGAAAUAUAGAUUACUUUAUAAACUUAUUCUUAAGACUCCUAGACAAGGAGCUAUUUCAAUUGUAUAUGCAGCUGUAAAUAAAGCAAUUGAAAAUCAUGGUGGUAUGUACAUUAAUAAUUGUUGUCCAGGUGAAGUCCAUCCAGAUGCUUUGAAUUCAUCUAUUCAAGAAAAAUUAUUUGAAUUAUCUUUACAGCAAAUACAACUAAAAGACUUUUUCCAGUAUGUAUAAUAAAAAUAUAAAUUAUAAAUGUUUUCACUUACUUUGUACUUAACAUAAUCACAUAACGGAAUUAUAUAAAGUGAACUAAAAAAUAAAAAUACAAUUACUAUCUAUGAAAAUACUAUAUUGCAAAUGCGACAUUAGUAUAUGUUAUUUGUAUAUAUUCAAAAUCUUUUAGAUAUAUUUUUAAUUUAUUUAUUUAUGUAGAAUAUCAUUAAGCGAAUUUUUAAAACUUUUCAAAAUUACAGCAAAUUUAAAAUCAAUUUAAAAUGUAUAUAUACAAAGCAUAUCUUUUAUAAUAGUAUUCAUUUUGGCAACCAAUUGAAAUACAUUUUAAUUUACAUUGCGUAUAUAUUAGAUAUAAAAUAAUAAUAUUGUAAAUUGUAAUACUACGAGAUGAAAUAAAAUUAUUUAUGACUUGUUACAUCUUUUAAAUCUAGAAUUGCUUUGUCACAAUCAUUUGCAAUGUAUUAACUCUAUAUUUCAUACUAUGUUUUGAAUAAUAUGUAGGCUUAAUAUCUUUUUUAUAAGAUAUUUUCUUGCAAUGUUUUAUAAUUAUUUUUUAUCUGUACACAAACUGAUAUGUUUUUAUCAAUUAUUAAACUAAUUUUUAUUAUAAAUUUUUGUGCAUGUUUUAUGUUAUUUAAAACUUAUAUUAUCAAUAAAUGUUAUUGUACAAUGGUUAUAAUUAGAUUUGAAGUUUUUACGAUAAGGUAAUUUGAAGCUUUUAUGUUUACUAUUACGGUGCUAAAACAGCAUAAUUAUAUAAAAUUUUUAUGUAAUACAACAUACAAUGUCAUCAUAUAUUUGAAAUAAAUUAAAUACAAUAUAACUUUUUCUAUUAACAAAA